This is a messenger RNA of Cladocopium goreaui, 529 nucleotides long. The record is from the annotation of a GenBank genome assembly. NCBI's taxonomy places the organism in Eukaryota, Dinophyceae, Suessiales, Symbiodiniaceae.
AGCUCGCAGCGAGACGUUUUCAGCACGGAAGCUCUGAAGCUCCGGAGUCAACAGGCAUGAAGAAGGGACGUGCAGCAAAGCAAUGCAAGAUGAGGAUGGCUCAGGGUUGCAGCGUGGCAUCCUUGUUGAACUGCGCCGACAACAGCGGAGCCAAGAAUCUCUACAUUUUUGCCGUUAUUGGCAUUGGAGGCCGCUUGAAUAAGCUGCCCAAUUGCUCCCCGGGCGAUUUGGUGCUGUGCAGCGUGAAGAAAGGAAAGCCCGAGCUCCGCAAGAAGGUGCUGAAAGGUGUGGUGAUUCGCCAGAAGAAGGCAUGGAGACGACGUGAGGGCGUCUUCGUUUACUUCGAGGACAAUGCCGGAGUCAUCGUCAACGACAAGGGCGAGAUGAAGGGUUCAGCCAUUCAGGGUCCCGUGGCGAAAGAGUGCGCAGAGCUUUGGCCGAAGAUCGCCAGCUGCGCCCCAGCCAUCUGCUGAGAUGCGCGGCUUGAGACCGAACCUGCGAUGCUUGAAACGGUGGAACGCUUUAAAAG